Messenger RNA from Chelmon rostratus (copperband butterflyfish), 722 nucleotides. RefSeq names its product mitochondrial ribosomal protein L22 (gene mrpl22). Gene Ontology annotation, cellular component: ribosome; mitochondrial large ribosomal subunit. Gene Ontology annotation, biological process: ribosome assembly; translation. Gene Ontology annotation, molecular function: structural constituent of ribosome. The record is from RefSeq and is a predicted model, not a curated record. The coding region runs from base 7 to 633 and encodes 208 amino acids. NCBI's taxonomy places the organism in Eukaryota, Metazoa, Chordata, Actinopteri, Chaetodontiformes, Chaetodontidae. The transcript has 7 exons.
UGCAAUAUGGCGACUGCAAUGACAGGUCGUGGUGUCGCUUUCAUUAGGAAUAUAUCUGGGAUGUUACACUCAAGGUUACAAGCUCUGGGUGGUGGUUCUCAGCAGCUCUCAUGUCUCCACACCAGCACUUCACUGGAAUCCAAAAAGUGGGAGAGGAAGAACCUGAAGGUGUAUCCACCUCAGCUACCAGAUGAUCCCCACAGACCAGCUGAGGUCCACCACUGCAGGAGGCAGAUUAAGUACAGCAAAGACAAGCUGUGGUACCUGGCCAAAAUGAUCAGAGGGAUGAGCAUUGAUGAGGCUAUUGCACAGCUGGAGUUCAACAACAAGAAAGGAGCAAAGAUCAUGAAAGAGGUUCUUUUGGAAGCUCAGGAGAUGGCAGUCAGAACUCACAACGUAGAGUACAAAUCCAACCUGUAUGUCGCUGAGUCUUACUCCGGCAAAGCGCACUACCUGAAGCGGAUCCGUUACCACGGCCGGGGGAUGUUUGGCAUCAUGGACAAAGUUUACUGUCACUACUUUGUCAAGCUGGUGGAGGGCCCGCCGCCAAAAAUAGAGAAGAAGACAAGCUUUGACCAGGCCAAAGAGUACGUGCAGAACCUCAAGAACCGAACCAUCAUCCACAGCCUGUAGACCAUCUGAUCGCAUUUCACAUGUACCUUUUACUGUAUGUCUGUGUGUGUGUGUCAUUUGACAUUUGUAAAUAAACAGAGUGAAUUGGU